This is a messenger RNA of Saprolegnia parasitica CBS 223.65, 2448 nucleotides long. RefSeq lists its product as hypothetical. The record is from RefSeq and is a predicted model, not a curated record. Gene Ontology annotation, biological process: calcium ion import across plasma membrane. Gene Ontology annotation, molecular function: protein binding; monoatomic ion channel activity. The transcript has 6 exons. Bases 1 to 2448 code for a protein of 815 amino acids. Gene Ontology annotation, cellular component: membrane. NCBI's taxonomy places the organism in Eukaryota, Oomycota, Saprolegniomycetes, Saprolegniales, Saprolegniaceae.
AUGCUCUCGGCCGAGAUGGGUCUCGAGGACCUUGUCGACGCCAUCAUUGCCCACGGCGCCGACGUCGACGCGGUCGUCGGUGAACCGAAAUAUGCGUCGACAGCUCUCACGCUGGCCGUCUCGAGCGGUCAUGUCGGCGUCGUCGAGCUCUUGCUGUCGCACCUCGCCGAGAUUGACCCAACGUAUCUCGCGACCAUGACCUCGUUGGAAGCCUCGCUCACCCCUCGGCAAGCAGCGUGCGUGACGCUGCUUCAAAAAGAAGUCGCGUUCCGGUCGACCUCGGCCGAGUACGUGGCCAAGUGGCGGCUCAAGCUCGAGGCGCUGCCCGACGACGCGCCGUUUGACGAAGCUCUCUUUCGCCGCGCGAUCGCCGCCGACCCGUCCCUCGGUCGUCUCUUCCUCAACGACUGUCUCUCGCCGGACCGCCAUACGCUUGGCUUUACCAAGCUCGAAGCCGUGUACGGCCGUCGCGUGACGUCCAGCGCGCUCUACUCGAUCGUGCAGUACCAAGACGCGACCAAGCGCGACGGCGCCAAGGCCCUCUUGGACCACAUUGUCUUGCAGCGCAUCCUCCAGCUCAAGUGGGAGUUUUUCGCGCAGCGCAUGUUUGUCGAGCAGCUGCUCUGGUACGGCAUCCUCCUUGCCUCCAUGACGGUCGCCGUGACGCUGCAGCCGUCGCCGAUCAAUGCUCAUGACGCGCCGCUCCGCGUCUGGUGUGUCAGCAUCAUCUUUUGCGUCCUCGGGCUCGUCGCGGUGCAGUGGACACGGCCCACGCCGCUCUUGUACCUCGCCACGUGUCUGCACCGCUUUACGGCGCCGUCGCCCUUGCACUGGCAGCACGACCCGCGGCACCUCGGGCCGGCCAAGACGACGGUCAAGCGUCUGCUGUGUCUCGUGACCAUGACCGUCACCGUCUACAUGUACGUGACGUGCAUCGACGUGCCGCUCUGGCAUCGCAUUCCGUGGUCCGCGACGGUCUUUGGGACGACGUCGCUGGCCAAGACGUGCGUCCAUUUCUCGCUGCUCACGUCGACGCUCUACUUUGUGCGGCUCGAGCACCAAGAGUUUGUCGGUCAUGACCGUCUCCAAGCCGCCGAGACGCACGCGUACUGGUCGUCGCGCCUCAAUCUGUGGCAGCUGAUUACGUACGCCGGUAUCCUGUGUGUGUACCUUCCGCUGGCGUCGUCGCUAGAGCCAACGACGGGUCUCUGUCUCGGCAGUCUUUUGACGCUGUCGCUGUGGCUGCUCUCGCUGCAGUUUUUCGCCGUGUUUCAGACGGGCGGGUACCUCCUCCCGAUGCUCUCGGCGCUGCUGCGGGACGUGGGCAACUUUCUCGCCUUCUUUGGCGUCGUGCAGGCUGCGUUCACCUACGUGUCGCUCUGGGCGUCGUUUCGGACGUCGUACUUUGUCAUGCUCGGUCAGUUUGAUCUGGACGGAACGUGGGCCACGCCGAGCGACCUGCCGCCACUCUUGUACCACUACUCGUUUGUGCUGCUCAUGCUCCACGCUGGUGUCGUGAUGCUGCUCCUUCUCAACGUGCUCUUGGCGACCAUGAACGAGACGGUCGCCGACGGUCUCCGCGCGUCGCAGCGAGACGCCGUGUGGAGCUACGCGGCGUGCAUUUUGCGGCUCGAGCUCACGCUGCCCCUCUCGCGCCAGCCCGUCUACUACGCGUCGCGUCGGCGUGACGAUACCAAUGCGAGUGCGACCAACAACCCCGCGUUUGACGAGGUGCUUCUCCUUCACGAGUGCAACCUCUGCGACGACGACAUGGCGGUCGUCCGCAGUAUCCAAGAAGUCGGCAAAGACUGGUUCCAGACCCUCCGCGACCUCCAGCGCCGCGCGUUGGUCGAGCUGGAUGCUGUCACCGCGGCCGUGCACGACGCCAACCACUACUGCACCUCGGCCAUGUACCCGAUGGCAUGCGAAGUCGGCAUCCCGACGGCCCGCGCGGCGAUCGACAUGGCGUUCGCUUCGGUCGUCGCCAAGCGCGCGCCCGAGCCAUCCGACCGAUGCAGUCGCCUCCGCGCCGUCCAGCACAAUGUUGAGCAGCACUGGACAACCUUGGCGUCGGCGCUCUCGCUCGAGGCGGCGACCAAUACCGACCAGCACGACGUGCUCUUUGCCAUGGUGCACGGCGUCUCGAUGACGGCCAUGGUGGCGCGCGCCUGGCAGAGUCUACAAGCCGUCUUUGACGCUGCAGCGGCGCGCUGGGAAGAGCGGCCGGAGCCCACGCCCACGCAGCUCUGCGACGCGAUCGUGGCCAGCGGCAAGGAGCAGAAUCGCCAGCUGCAGGCACACGUCGAUGCGUGUAUGGCGGCGAUGCAAGCGAUGGAGACGCGGUACACGGCCGCGCUAGAGGACGCCAAGGCCGCCAACCACGCACUGGACGCCAAGCUCAGUGAGGUGCUCAUGUUGCUGCGUGGAAAGGUUGUCGAGGGAUUUUGA